This is a messenger RNA of Notechis scutatus (mainland tiger snake), 1977 nucleotides long. Lineage: Eukaryota; Metazoa; Chordata; Lepidosauria; Squamata; Elapidae. The record is from RefSeq and is a predicted model, not a curated record.
GGCGCCGCUCUUCCCCGGCCGGCCGGUGCUGCGGGCGCCCGGCGGGGCCGCUCCUUGCCGGGGACCGAGGUCCUCUCGCGGGGCGCCCACGGGUGUCGUGGGGGGGAGGGCGGCGAGAGACCCCUCCGUCGCCAGCCUUACCCCGGCCGGCGUGCCGGCACCAAGCAUGAGCGAAGGGUCCAUGAGCAAGGCAGCCACCAUGGAGAUCCCCAUCCACGGCAACGGAGACUCCAGGCGCAUGGCCGAUGACGACGGCUUGGAGCAGGACUUGCAGCAAGUGAUGGUGUCGGGGCCCAACUUGAACGAGACCAGCAUUGUCUCUGGAGGUUAUGGGGGAUCGGCCGAGGGCAUUGUCCCCACCGGUAUCAUCAAAGGCUCCCUUGUUCCAUCUCAUCCUCCCCGAGGGCCACUCAUCUCCCCCAGCCCUUCAGCUGCCAGCCGCAUAGCCAGCCCGGCUCCCAUGGCCACAGGCUCCAACUUGCACCAGCCCCACCCCAACCCAGCCAUGACGGGGGAGGAGGCGGCAGCGGCAGCUGCUGCCACGCGGGGAGUGGCCGUGGAGAAGUUUGACAUUGUCAGGAAAUGGGGCAUCAACACCUACAAAUGUACCAAGCAGCUGCUGUCGGAGCGCUUCGGACGCGGCUCACGGACUGUCGACCUGGAGCUGGAGACCCAAAUCGAGCUGCUGCGCGACACCAAACGCAAGUACGAGUCCCUACUGGGCCUGGCACGGGCCCUCACCAGCCACUUCUACAGCCUCGUCCAGACGCAGCACGCCCUGGCGGACGCCUUCUCGGACCUCAGCCAGAAGUCCCCCGAGCUCCAGGUGAGCGCCCCUCUCCCUCCCUCCCUCUCCCCCGGGCAGGCUUCCUUGACCUCGACCUGGGGCCUUUGAGAAGGCUGGCUCGCCCCGGCUACCGUGGCUCCGCCCCCUGACCCUCCGCCAACCCCCCUCCCUCCCUGGCGCAGACUGGAGUACGAUGCUUACCGCACAGACCUGGAGGAGCUCAGCCUGGGGCCCCGGGAUGCCGGCACCCUCUGCCGCCUGGAUGCCGCCCAGGCCAACUUCCAGGCCCACCGCGCCAAGUAUGAGAAGCUGCGGGCGGACGUGGCUGUCAAGCUGAAGUUCCUGGAAGAGAACAAGGUGAAGGUGAUGCACAAGCAGCUCCUGCUCUUCCACAACGCCAUCUCGGCUUACUUCGCUGGGAACCAGCAGCAGCUGGAGCAGACCUUGAAGCAGUUCAACAUCAAGCUGAAGAGCCCCGGGGCCGACAAGCCCUCCUGGCUGGAGGAGCAGUGAGCAGCCCCCCACCCCCCGCCGUGCUCCUCCCGCCCUUCACGGACUCGGGUGGGGGGGGAGGGAGGGCCCUGCCAUGGGUCCCCCUCUCUCGUGCCCUUUGGGGGGGGCUGGGUUAAGCCCCUUCCCAUUUCGGGGGGGGGGGGGGGGGGGCGGGAGCAGCGGGGCCCCCCCCCACCUCUCCACAAUGCCAGGAAGCAACAAGCACUUUCUUACUCUGAGGGUGGGGAGGAGGGAGCCCCUGCCUGCCCCCAAUCAAGGGUCUCCGCUGGGGGGUCCGGUCCCAGCCACUCUCCAUCUCCUGGCUGGCCAUCCCCGGCCUUGGGCCUCAACCCAACGGCCUUGUUCUCCCUGGGGCCUGCCCCCCCCCUUCAAGGAAGGCAGCUAUGGGUUGGUGGCGUUGGACCUACGAGGGGGGGCUGCUCUGGGGGUGAAGAGCCCAAGACGAGAUGGGCCCCCUCUUUUGGGGGCCAGGGACCAAACACUUCCUGGCUCAGCCUCUGGGGAGGGUGUGUGCGUGUGUGUGCGUGUGUGGUAUGUGCAUUCAUCAUGGCCAGUGUCCCAUAUUGUGUUCCCGGUGGGGGCUGCGGGCAGGAAAUUCCGGCCUUCCACCCAGCCGGCCCCGACUGACACUCCGCCAGACCUCUGUAAAGAUUCCCCAAUAAACGGUACCAAAUGGC